This is a messenger RNA of Tachysurus fulvidraco (yellow catfish), 2914 nucleotides long. It is a transcript of the gene hspa12b, whose product is annotated as heat shock protein 12B. The transcript has 13 exons. The record is from RefSeq and is a predicted model, not a curated record. Bases 427 to 2496 code for a protein of 689 amino acids. NCBI's taxonomy places the organism in Eukaryota, Metazoa, Chordata, Actinopteri, Siluriformes, Bagridae.
CCCCCUCCCCUCUCUUCUGCACUAUGAGACCCUCCAGAGCCAACUAAAACUUAUGUGUAUGUGUGGCUCUCUCUCUAUCACCCUUUCCUCUCUGACAUUCCAGUGCAGUUGAGGGAUUGAGUGCCUGGAUACAGACACAGGAGGCAACACACUGCGAGGGAGUGAAAGGGAAAUCUCUUCUCUGGGCUGUAGACUAAAAAGUGUUUGGAUAUUGUCCACCAGAUCGAACUUUGAGCACAGUCUAAUUGUGCCUUUAUUUUUUCUGAUUUCUUGAUUUCUCUAUCUGAACAUUUCAUCAAUAAAGAGAAUCAGAAGCAUCACAAAGCAUUUUCUCUAGCUGUGGAUUUAAACAGAUCGAGUGAUUGGGCACAAAGAUCAGAGAACUGGUUCAUCAAUCGAAGGGGCUGUGAUAGCCCUGUCUCCUCCAUGAUGGCAGAACUGCAGCCCACCACUAACAGUCUCCAGGUUCCAGAUGAGGACAGUUGCAGGUCUACAUCUCCAAGCAGCUCCCCCUCUACCUCCAGGAAUGACUGCAGUAUCGCUCCUCUCACUCCCUCACCCUCUCCGAGGACUGAGCUGAGGCCACGUGUAGCACGUCCAUUUUCUGUAGUGGUGGCUAUUGAUUUUGGCACCACCUCCAGUGGCUAUGCCUUCAGUUUCACAGAGGACCCAGAGGUCAUCCAUAUGAUGAGGCGAUGGGAGGGUGGCGAUCCAGGUGUGGCCAAUCAGAAGAGCCCGACAUGUUUGCUGCUGACCCCUGAACUGCGCUUCCACAGUUUUGGCUUUGCAGCACGAGACAGCUAUCAUGACUUGGAUCCUGAGGAAGCUAGACACUGGCUCUACUUUGAUAAAUUCAAAAUGAAGAUCCAUAGCACUAGUGACCUCACCAUGGUGACAGAGUUGGAGUCAGUGAGUGGAAGAAGAGUUCGGGCUAUUGAGGUUUUUGCACAUGCUUUAAGAUUCUUCCGGGAGCAUGCCUUAAAGGAGGUGAAGGACCAGUGUUCAUCUGUACUGGAAAGUGAUGAAGUGCGAUGGGUCAUCACUGUUCCUGCUGUGUGGAGACAACCAGCCAAGCAGUUCAUGAGAGAGGCUGCUUACCUGGCCGGCCUUGUGGCUAGAGACUCUGUUGAGCAGCUACUCAUUGCUCUUGAACCUGAAGCCGCUUCAAUCUAUUGUAGAAAGCUCCGCCUCCACCAGGUCAUUGACCUCAGCCAGAGACCAAUGACAAAUGGCUUGGAUGUGGAUGGGUCCCGCCCCCUUGACUCUAGUUUUAGGCAAGCACGUGAACAGCUUCGCAGGGCCAGACACAGCCGAACGUUCCUCGUGGAGAGUGGAACUGGGGAAUUCUGGUCUGAGAUGCAGACGGGUGAUAAGUACAUAGUGGCAGACUGUGGAGGCGGGACGGUGGAUCUUACAGUACAUCAGAUUGAACAGCCUCAAGGAACACUGAAGGAGUUGUACAAAGCAUCAGGAGGUCCCCAUGGUGCGGUAGGCGUAGACCUUGCUUUUGAGGCCAUGCUGUGUAAGAUAUUCAGCACAGACUUUGUUGAAACAUUUAAAGCCAAACGUCCGGCUGCCUGGGUGGACCUGACCAUCGCCUUUGAGGCCCGCAAACGCACAGCAGCCCCAAGCAGAACAAGUGCACUCAAUAUCUCACUGCCCUUUUCCUUCAUUGACUUCUACAAGAGACACUGUGGCCAAAGCGUGGAGACAGCACUACGCAAGAGCAAUAUGAGCAUAGUAAAAUGGUCUUCUCAAGGGAUGCUAAGGCUUACAGCAGAGGCUACAAAUGAGCUUUUCCAGCCCACCAUCAGCAAGCUCAUCAAACACAUUGAGGACCUGAUGGAGAAGGAGGAAGUUAAAAAUGUGCGCUUUCUGUUCUUGGUGGGUGGCUUUGCUGAGUCUCCAAUGCUCCAGCGUGCAGUCCAGAAUGCACUGGGCCAUCGCUGCCGCAUCAUUAUCCCUCAGGAUGUGGGUCUUACCAUCCUUAAGGGGGCAGUGCUGUUUGGCUUAGACCCCACAGUGGUCCGAGUCCGCCGCUGCCCUUUAACAUAUGGUGUUGGUGUCCUAAACCGCUUUAUUGAGGGUCGUCAUCCACAUGAGAAACUUCUCAUAAAAGAUGGCCGGCAGUGGUGCACAGACAUCCUGGAUCGCUUUGUUUCUACUGACCAGUCAGUGGCCUUGGGAGAGGUGGUCAGGCGGAGCUACACUCCAGCCAGAGUGGGCCAAAGGAAGAUUAUAAUAAAUAUUUACUGUUGCACUAGUGAUGAUGUAGUGUACAUUACAGAUGCUGGAGUUAGGAAGUGUGGUACCAUAACACUGGAUCUGCCUGAGGGGGAAACAGGUGCCAUCAGCAAAGGCACAAAUGGAGCAGUGCUUGAGCGCAGGGAGAUACAAGCCACCAUGCAGUUUGGAGACACUGAAAUUAAAGUGACUGCUAUUGACAUGGCCACAGGGAGACAGGUUAAGUCUGCUAUUGACUUCCUGUCUAACUAACCAAAAAUUAUCAUUGUUUUAAGGGCCAGAUAAUAAAGUAUAUAAACAACUCAAAAGACUAAUUCAGAAUCCAUUUAUCUGGAUCCUGAAAUAUUUUGGCACAUUUUCUGUUUCUCAAGCUAUUUCAUUGUAAGAAACUACUUAAAAACUUUAUUUUUGUAUGUACUAUUGCGGAGAUUUUACUGUCCAGUUUUUACUGUGUUUCUUUUUUAUGAUCAAAAUUGUUACAGACCAAAACAUGUUCCCUUUUUCUUUACAACAGUGCCACCUAGUGGCUGAAAUACUAAUACAUUACAAGGACUUCAUAUACGAGAAAUCAUUACAAAUGUACACAAUGUUCUUACGUUAUUCUCUAAAGUUUUUUUUUGUGGUUAUGCAUUAACUUUGAAUAUAUACCUAAUACACACUAUGAACACCA